Passer domesticus (house sparrow) is the source of this 459-nucleotide messenger RNA. It is a transcript of the gene TIMCC, whose product is annotated as family with sequence similarity 136 member A. NCBI's taxonomy places the organism in Eukaryota, Metazoa, Chordata, Aves, Passeriformes, Passeridae. The coding region runs from base 43 to 459 and encodes 138 amino acids. Gene Ontology annotation, cellular component: cytoplasm. The record is from RefSeq and is a predicted model, not a curated record. The transcript has 3 exons.
UUAGGGCAGGUUCAGGGCGGGCUCGGGCGCUGGAGCGGGCCCAUGGCGGAGGCGGCGCAGGGCCGGGUGCAGGCCGCGGUGGAGAGCGCGGUGCAGGGGCUGGAGCGGGAGCAGAUCCGCGGCAUGCAGGGCGCCAUGUUCCGCUGCAGCGCGCGGUGCUGCGAGGACGCAGCGGCCUCCAUGCAGGAGGUGCAGCGCUGCAUCGAGCGCUGCCACGCGCCCCUGGCCCGCGCCCAGGCCAUCGUCACCGCCGAGCUCGAGCACUUCCAGGACCGGCUGAGCCGCUGCUCGCUGCAGUGCUCGGACCAGGCCAAGGACGCGCUGGACUCGGGGGGCUCGGAGCCGCGCGUGCGGGGCCAGCUGGACGCCUGCCUGGCCACCUGCGGGGAGCAGCACCUGCGCCUCGUGCCCGCCAUGGCCAAGAAGAUGCGCGAGGGGCUGGCCAACAUCCAGCAGUGA